Molecule: messenger RNA, 2502 nt
Organism: Zerene cesonia (dogface butterfly)
Lineage: Eukaryota; Metazoa; Arthropoda; Insecta; Lepidoptera; Pieridae
Gene: MFS9
Product: sialin
Exons: 11
Coding region: 98-1627 (509 amino acids)
Biological process (GO): monoatomic anion transport; transmembrane transport
Cellular component (GO): plasma membrane
Molecular function (GO): transmembrane transporter activity
Source: RefSeq, a predicted model, not a curated record
ACAUUCAGUCGACGAGAGGCGCGGGCGUCGAAAGUCUUGCCGGCCUCCAUAUAAAACCGUUUCAAAUAAAUAGUGAAAUAGUGUGUUUUGUGUGACAAUGAAUGAAGAGAACGCAGUGUCGGAUGAUUUGAAACGGCAGGCGGCUAUGUUUUAUAAUUCGACGGAGAGAGAGAGGAUCAAGGAACACAGCGAGCAAAGCACAUCAUGGCGAUUCUGGAGGAAGAGGCGUCUGGUGGUCUCCCUGCUGGCGUUCUUCGGUUUCUUCAACGUGUACGCGCUGAGGGUGAACCUGUCCGUCGCGGUGGUGGCUAUGACGGAACCCAUGGAGACCGAGCUGGAGAAUGGGACUAUUGUUUAUUUGCCAGAAUUCGACUGGAGUUCUCAAACAAAGGGCUUGGUGCUUAGCUCGUUCUUCUAUGGCUACAUCAUCACACAGCUCCCUGGUGGAUGGUUGGCGGCUAAAAUAGGAGGUAACAGAAUGUUCGCGAUCGGCGUGGGUAUGACGUCACUACUGACACUCUUCACCCCGCCGCUGGCGCACACUAGCACAGCUCUGCUUAUUGCUGUGAGAGUUAUUGAAGGACUGUUUGAGGGUGUAACAUACCCGUGUAUACACGCGGUGUGGUCAUGCUGGGCGCCGAGCGGCGAGCGAGCGCGGCUGGCCACGUUCGCCUUCAGCGGCAGCUACGUGGGGACGGUGGUGGCGAUGCCCGUGUGCUCGCUGCUGGCGCACUACACCGGCUGGCCGGGGAUUUUUUAUGUUUUCGGAAUAAUGGGCUUGGUUUGGACGACAAUAUGGUGGAUCGUAGUCAAAGAGUCACCAGAGAAGGAUCCACAUAUAACAGCUGCUGAGUUAAAAUAUAUACAGGAAACCCGCGGUACGACGAUAUCGGGGUCGCAGGUUCGACACCCGUGGCGGGAGAUGCUCACUUCGGGUCCGGUAUGGGCCAUUGUAGCUGCACAUUUCAGUGAGAACUGGGGUUUCUACACUUUGCUCACCUUCUUGCCUACUUUUAUGCAAGACGUGUUCAAGUUCAAGACGUCGCAGACCGGGUGGGUGUCGGCGGUGCCGUACGUGGCGAUGGCGCUGGUGCUGCAGGCGGCCGGCCACGCGGCCGACUGGAUGCUGCGCGACGGCCUGCUCUCGCGGACCAACGUGCGGAAGCUGUUCAACUGCGGCGCCUUCCUCUCGCAGACGAUAUUCAUGGUAGCGGCCGCAUAUGCGGGUAGCGUGACUGGUUGCAUCGUGUGUCUAACUAUAGCCGUUGGUCUGGGAGGCUUUGCCUGGUCUGGAUUUAGCGUAAAUCAUCUAGACAUAGCGCCGCCUCACGCCAGCGUGUUGAUGGGACUGUCCAAUACUGUGGCGACUCUGCCCGGCAUUGUGAGCCCGCCGUUAGCUGGCUCUAUUGUUACUGAUAAGACGGCGGAACAAUGGCGUUACGUGUUCUUCAUAUCCAGUGCUAUAUACAUGCUCGGAGCGAUCGUUUACUUCAUAUUUUGUUCUGCGGAGAAGCAGCCCUGGGUUCUCGAAAUAGACAACGAUGCGAGUUUCGAUACGGACGCAGCAUCCGUGACUACGGCGAGAGGAUAUGAUAACAAGGCGCUGGACACACAUUCGGAAAUGUGAUAUAGUUGUAUAGAGUUUAAUAUAGUGUACACUCAGCUCGAUAAAUGGUUAUAUACGGUUUAAUAUGGUGUACACUUUGUGUGAAUAAUAUAAAUGGUUAAAUACAGAUUAUGGCAUACAUUACACUACUAGAAUUAAGCAUAAAACUUUGAUUCUCUAAAAGUUAGUUGGUGUUUUCUUUUUGUGGCAAUUUGCUUCAAUCAUUUAAAAAGAAACUAGAUGCACAAUAAAACACGUUUUAUUAUAGAAUCAAAUAUCUCACUUCACACAAUUAUUUUAACCGGAUGAUUCUAAUCAGACUAAUACAAUAAAUUCACGAAAUUAUUGUAUUGUCACCGAUCCUUGAUAAUUGCACAAAUUCUGAAAAAAAUCUAUCCGUUUAAGGUGUAUCAAAAUCGAGUCUAAAGGAGUCGGUUACAUACAAAUAUAGAGGUCAAUAAAAGCGUGUUUAAAACUUAAAACUGUUGUCCUAAAAUGUGAUUGUUAAAAUUUUUGACUAGAAACAAUCGCUUAAGUAAAAUCAAGUUUAUUAGUAUCAUUUUAAGUUGUAUUCAUAAACUAGCUAGCUCAAUAUACAUCAAAUUAAAUUCAACAUUAUUUGCAUGAUUAAAAGUCGAAUUUACUAUACACUGAUAGUCCUUUGGAUUUUUUGAUCCUGCUUGUGUAUCUAGUUCUUUUUAUGAUCGAAGGGUAAUUGUAACGUAAAUGUUAGUAUAACCCGACUGAAAAAAAGAGUAUUUAAUUAUUACAUAAAUGGUCAAAUACCAGUUAUCGAAUUUGACUGUGUUUUGUCAAAUCAUGUUGUUAUACCCAUUGCAUACAUACAGUCAACAAAAAUAUAAGCGUAGUCGGGUAAACUUUAUUUUCUCAAUGUC